Messenger RNA from Cornus florida, 1051 nucleotides. RefSeq names its product chlorophyll a-b binding protein P4, chloroplastic. Gene Ontology annotation, cellular component: membrane. The coding region runs from base 128 to 889 and encodes 253 amino acids. Gene Ontology annotation, biological process: response to light stimulus; photosynthesis, light harvesting in photosystem I. NCBI's taxonomy places the organism in Eukaryota, Viridiplantae, Streptophyta, Magnoliopsida, Cornales, Cornaceae. The transcript is spliced from 3 exons. The record is from RefSeq and is a predicted model, not a curated record.
UUGAACAAUGGCCACAUGUGUACUCUGAAAUGAAAUACAAAUGCACACACAAAACACACACAUUUUGAACCAUCACCAUUUUCUCAGCUGAGAUCCAGUUUCUCCACCCAAAUUCAGGUCGGAAAACAUGGCCACCGUCACCACCCAACCCUCCGUCGCCGUUUUCCGGCCAUGCAACUCCAAGUCCAGGUUCCUGAGUGGAUCUUCUGGUAAAUUAAACAGAGUAUUUUCAAUUAAACCGGCAACUUCUUCGUCGUCCGGUUCAUUCAAGGUUGAGGCCAAGAAAGGCGAAUGGUUGCCAGGUUUGCCCUCGCCGGCAUACCUCAAUGGCAGCCUUCCUGGUGACAAUGGGUUCGAUCCUCUGGCGCUUGCAGAGGACCCUGAAAACUUGAGAUGGUAUGUCCAAGCGGAGCUUGUGAAUGGUCGUUGGGCCAUGUUAGGUGUUACCGGAAUGCUACUGCCGGAAGUCUUAACUAAAAUAGGAAUAAUCAACGCUCCGCAAUGGUAUGAUGCUGGUAAAGCCGAGUACUUCGCGUCAUCGUCAACCCUCUUCGUCAUCGAGUUCAUCUUGUUCCACUAUGUCGAGAUCAGGCGGUGGCAGGACAUCAAGAACCCUGGAUGUGUCAACCAGGACCCCAUCUUCAAGAGCUACAGCUUGGCCCCGCAUGAGUGUGGCUACCCCGGCGGCAUCUUCAACCCCCUCAAUUUCGCCCCCACCCUCGAGGCCAAGGAGAAGGAGCUUGCCAAUGGGAGAUUGGCAAUGCUGGCAUUCCUGGGGUUCGUGAUUCAGCACAAUGUGACAGGAAAAGGGCCAUUUGAGAACCUGGUGCAGCACGUCACUGACCCAUGGCACAACACGAUUGUCCAGACUCUCAGUGGUGGCUUCUAAGUCCCACUGCAAAAUUAAAUGCUGUGUCUUGUUUCAGUUAUUUCUGUAACCAUGAAUGAGUGAAGGAAGGGUUUUGGGUGGGAUAUGAGCUUUCAAUGUAAGCAAGGGACCUUUAAUGUACAGGGGGAUCUGAGAUGGAAUUACUUUUAUCAUUUCAUGUUA